AAAGAUAGACAAGUUUAGGACGCUCCGCGCUUCCUCACCGGCCAACCAGAACCACCUAUUCCCAGGCCUUAAGCCUCCCCCGCUUUUUGGUAGAAUCCCGGCCGCAAAACCUGCGCGAUAAAAGUUUCCUAAAGCUUCUAGAUGCGCACACCUCACGCCUUGGAGGCGUCCGCCUCGACCACGCAUGCAAGCAAUGUCCCCAUACCACGUCAUCGAACGCUGCUAAGGAACCAUCGGCCCGGCAUUAGGAACGGCAGUAACAUAACCUCUGUCCCCAACAGUCGCAACAGCACCACCACGAGCAGCAGCACCGGCAACAUGGCUUCUACAAGCAUGCAUGGCGCAGACAAGGGGCUUCCCCCUACUCGCGAUAACAAAAACAAGGACGACAACAGCUCCGACAGAGGUUUCAUAGACACCACCAGCAUCACCCAGAAUACGGAGCAUGCUGUUGAUGGGGAGGGCGCCAACAUUAAGGACGAUUUUGCGGCGGACCGGCGGCCUGUCGUACUCUACGACGGCGUCUGCAACUUCUGCAACGGAGGAGUCAACACCAUGCUCUCCUUCGACAAGGUCCCCGGCGGCAGCUUCCGUUUCGCAGCCCUGCAGAGCCCCACGGGUCGGCGACUGCUGGUACGAUGCGGCCGUUCGCCGUACGACAUCUCGUCAAUCGUACUGGUGGAACCGGCUCAGGAUGAUGACACGUACGGCAAGAAGUACGACAGCAACAACAGCAGCCGUAACGGUACUAACGGUGCCUCCGGUACUAACGAUGGCGCGGUACGGCAUUACAUCCGGUCGGAGGCGGUAUUGCGGAUUGCGAGGCGUUUGGCGGCGCCGCUGCCUGCGCUGGCGAUGGUUGGGUUUUUAAUGCCGUUGAGGCUUCGCGACGCGCUUUACAAUGCGGUUGCGGUUAACAGGUACUCCCUGCUCGGUCGGAGGGACGUCUGCCGGCUUGGGGACGCCGGCAGGUAUGCGAACCGCUUCAUAGCGGACUGAUGGAUGACGGACGGGAGAAGGAAAGUGGAGGAAAAAAUAAUUCAGAAAUGAAGCAACGGGAGUCCCAAUCCCGCUGUCCCAACUCAUGCAGUGAGCGGUGAGGAGAAGGGGUACGGCAGCAGCUGUUGCGUACGGCCGUAGGAGCUGCGGUUUGCCUAGCGUGUCGUAUAGAGUGGGAGAGGCAGCAGCAGGCAAGAGAGGCGGAGUAAGAAGGGAGCGAGGAAUGGAAUGCGAUAGACAGGACCAAUUUGAUACGCGACGGCAUCUGUCUUUUGUUGAGGGGCCGUGGCAGGACGGCACGAUGAAGCCCGCAGCCCAGGCUGGCAGGUUGACCCUUUGGCAUGACUUCUACAUGGACAUUUGGCAUAGUGAGAUAGGUGACUGGUUUCUUGGUAUGUGUAUAUGCAUUUGUACUGCUUGCUCGUACUAAGAAUGUCCUUUUCCCCGUACAUAUAGCCACGCAUUUGGAGCACGGCGCCGGAUAAAACACCGUACACGAGAUGGCAUCAAAUUUCAGGCGUGCCUUGGGCGGCAUUGCCAGAUAGAUCUGUCCUGGGUGUUCAUGAUGAUGUAUUGGUAGCUUAAUAGGAGUAGCGGAGUCGUCUUUCGCGCAGACAUUCCGUGGUUUCUGUUUGGUCUUUGACUGCAGUUCAUCAUUUCUUGUUCGUGCCCUUAUUCCACAGGCCCCUAUAGUGCUGGGGAUGCAAAGGACAAUACACGGGGGGGCGUAUAUACACGCUACCCUGCAUGGUGCCGUACGUGACACGGCGCGACACGGUUUCAGAUAUGUCGCGGGCCCAGGCCACACCCUGUUACCGGUACAAUGGCAA
This is a messenger RNA of Astrephomene gubernaculifera, 1829 nucleotides long. The record is from the annotation of a GenBank genome assembly. Lineage: Eukaryota; Viridiplantae; Chlorophyta; Chlorophyceae; Chlamydomonadales; Astrephomenaceae.